AGAUAUUAGAGGACCACUUUCUUAGAAUUAGUUUUACAAAAGCGAUGGCUCUUGGGAAAGAAAAGUGUCAGACAAAACACAGAGUAGCUGUGAAACAGGAGGUGAUAGAGACGGGAUGGCAUGGCUAUUCAAGGCUAACAAUGGGGAUUUGCAUAGCGUCGUGAUUGGAGGUUGAACAUUUUAUCAUGCCUGCAAAAAGAGAUGUGUUAUAUGCGUUCAUGUGGACAAAGAAAUAUAGAUCUGUCAUGGAUUAUAAGUGCAAUGUCUAAACAGGGUCAGCAGAUGUGUGUCUACAUGCAGAACUUAUGUCAGAGGGACAUAAGGAGCUGUGUUUUUGAAUCUCAUUUUGGUGGAAGUUUAAUUGUGAGUAACAGAAUAUUUCAUUCACCUAACUUUUGACAGUAAUAUAUACUGUGCUUUCAGCUGAAAAUAUGCCAUCAUAACAGAAGAUAGUACACAUCCACACUAAACAGAUUUGUCAGGAUAAAAUGUGGUACACUUGUAUCUCCUAAACAUCCUCAGUGUGAAACUUGCCCAAGCCUGUGUUUGUCUCCCUGCUUGCAUGCACAUUUCUAAGUGCUUUACGCGGGGUGUAUCAGUACAGGCCCAUUCCCACAACCAUUGUUAUUCACAUACUGUAAACUAUAUCCAUGGACUGGGAUGAUGGUGGGCGGGAGGUGGCAAUGCGGGGGAGGUGGCCAAGGACCCAGAUAAGAGGGGGAGGAAGGCCGACUUUAGGAUCGUGUAUCCGACUGGGUGAGCUCAAGUCCAGGACAGUCGUAGAGGAGUCUGCUGUUGUUCCAUUCUCAUCAUGGCUGCUGUUCAAACAGAGGUUUCCCUGUGCUCACAACCUUGGCAGAGGCCCUUGUACAUCUAUGGGGGGCUGGCAUGCAACUCACUGAUGGCUGACUCCUGGUCGGACAGAACUCCUCUUCAUGAAGCCGCCUACCAGGGCAGACUGCUCCACCUGAGAAGGCUCAUCGCUCAGGGCUUCCACGUGGACACACUCACCAUGGACAGAGUCUCUCCCCUCCACGAGGCUUGUCUUGGAGGACAUUACGCUUGUGCCAAGUUCCUGUUGGACAACGGUGCAAAUGCGGAGGCAGUAUCAACAGAUGGCGCCACACCCCUCUUCAACUCUUGCAGCAGCGGGAGUGCUGCUUGUGUCAGGCUCAUCUUGCAGCAUGGCCUCCAUUCAGCUCCCCCUUACCAGCUGGCAUCUCCCAUCCACGAGGCCGCAAAGCGAGAUCACAGAGGGUGUCUAGAGCUGCUGUUGUCUUAUGGAGCUCAUAUAGACGUGGAGCUGCCAGUGGUGGGGACACCGCUGUAUUCUGCCUGCAUGGCCCAAGCUGCAGCCUGUGUUGAGGUGCUGCUCCACUCAGGCGCGGAUGUUCAAACAGGGUGUGGGCACGACAGUCCUUUACAUGCUGCAGUUCAAAGCGGAGGAGCAAACAUUGUGGACCUUCUGUUGGACUUCGGAGCUGAUGUGUGCUGUAGGAACACAGAGGGAAAAACUCCCCUGGAUUUGUCAACACCAAACAGCACAGUGAGAGCUGCUCUGCAGAAAAGAGGUCCGUGCUCUCUGUCUCAGUUGUGUCGGUUCUGUAUUCGCCGAAGUCUGGGAAGGAAUCGUCUGCACAGAGCAUCCAGCCUUUUCCUUCCUCACAGUAUCAAAGACUUCCUCCUCUACCAAUGAGACAUCUCCACCCCUGCAUGUGUGGCUCUCUAUGUGCCACAUGUACUGAUUUUUCCCUCACAUUUUGCCUUGUCACCGAUCUAUAAGGCAAACAUGUGAGAGAGCAAAGACAUUCACAUUCAGAGAAUGAUUACAUCCAUGUUAUGUAUUUUAUAACACGGCUGCUUUUAAUAAAUAUAAUUACUAUUUACUUAUUACUAAAAUGAAAUAUUUUGGAUACAAGCGUAGGAAGUUCAGAAGUUAUAUUCAUAUUGCAAUGACUGUAAUGUAUCAGGUUUUGCAUUUUUAUACUUUAAAUGAAGUGCUUUUCAUUUCAUGUCCAUGGAUUUGACAUUAUUCAAAAAUGUUUCUAAAGGGCAACUCCACCAAUCUUACAGAUCUAAGUCUGUUUUCAGGUGUUGGUGAAUUGCCGACUGCCCCGUUUGAGAAGUAGUUGUAUGAAGUCUCUUGUGAAUCCAGAUGGAGCUGUAUAAAAUCUGAUAAACUGAGGUCGAAGACUGCAAGUCUGAGGGUGUGGUAGAAGUGAUCUUGGACCUCAGCUCCUCAUCUCUGCAUGAGGCUGACAGCUUGAGAAGGGUCCAGCUACAGCCUGGCAGACCCUACUAACCACCACCAAUUACCAAUAACCCUAACCCUAACCCUAACCCACAAACCAUAUUUGGAGGUUAAACCUGUGUCACAUUUGUGCUUCAGCUAGCAGCACUUCUAGCGUAAAAAAUCCAAAUCUCUGACUGUCGACAGUCAAGUUGAAUUGUGCAUAAUGUAGACGUUAGCUAGACUAAAAAAGAUUAUAUCUCUGUUUCUGCUUCAUCAUCUUUGAAAACUUUUUUUGAGAAAAAAAAAAGAGGUCCAAUGUGAGUCUGACAGCGCCAUUGGAGUGCAAUGCUAAAUCUACGGAGU
Molecule: messenger RNA, 2596 nt
Organism: Lates calcarifer (barramundi perch)
Lineage: Eukaryota; Metazoa; Chordata; Actinopteri; Centropomidae
Product: ankyrin repeat and SOCS box protein 11-like
Biological process (GO): positive regulation of protein catabolic process; intracellular signal transduction; protein ubiquitination
Molecular function (GO): protein binding
Source: RefSeq, a predicted model, not a curated record